ACAGAAUCCCUCAGUUAGCGUCGUUAGCAAAUAACAGUCUUCUGCCGUUACAUUGCUUAGUUGUUACUGGAUGACUGGCUAGUUAAAUGAGCGAAUACUUACGUUGUACUGUUCACGGAUCCACGGCACGGUUGUCCUGAUCUCGUGUCGCAGUUGCCAACUGUCUUGUCUUGAUUGAGUUCAUGGAUUACAUCUGGCGUUAAGUGGACAUUAGCCUGUCUUUUGCCGUAGCUAAAUUAGCUUAAGCUAGCGUGACUAACGUGUGUUACGUUCGCAGGAGAGCGCUCUGACUUGGAGGAAGGAAGGAAGGAAACUGAUAAGUAGGAUCACUGCGCACCGUUGCUUGUGCAAAGCUAGCGCAGUUUUUGGACUACCGAGUUCACACCGUGACGCAUUUAGAAAAGGUGACUAUUUAUGCACCCUGUGUGACAUUUAACACUAUUUUGUUAAUAAGAUAUGCUGUUAGUUGGCGUAGCUAGCUGUCAACAACAGUCCUCCCGGCUAGGUGUACAGCGGACAAGAGCUAGCACGCUAGCCUCAAACUUUUAAAGAAGUUGUGUAAGCCAGAUUUAGCCAUCUGACUGAUUUAGGUAACUAGCAAACGGGUCUUUUAAACGUCUCAUCGGGGCACUCUUUUCGCUCUGAUCCGCUCCAGCGACAGGACAAACUUAUGGCAACGGAUGUGAUUGAGAGUGAAGCUGUGCCUAAGGGUGUAAGUGAUAUGAAUUUGAACAAUAGCAGCUCAGAUUUUGUCACACCCAGGAGGACUCACGAGGAGCUGGGAAACAGACAAACUUCUAGUCCUUCAUCUUCUGGAGUGUCGGGAGAGGGUGACGAGGAGGAAUUAGAUGAGUUACAAAAUAGCACAGCGUCCACUGUUGAAAAUAGCGAAGAGGCACUUCAAGAGAGUCUAACCAAAACAAGAGGUACGCCACAGGAAAGGACAACUCCAGACAAUGAGCAGAAACAGCCGGGAGCAAGAAGCUCUACCCCAGUGAGCCUGCCCCAGCCACGCUCACCAUCUGGACCCAUUGGAAGCCUUGAGCGCCAGGAGUCAGUCGCCACAACAGAAGCCCGUCUGAGAAUGGAAGGAGUUGAACUUAAGGAAGAGUGGCAGGAUGAGGACUUUCCACGGCCCCUGCCAGAGGAGGAGGAGCUUGAAGAUGAGCUUUUUGCCGGGACCUCUGAAGAGGGAGACCCUGGUUAUGUAAUGGACCAUGGCAAGAAGGCAAAGAAAAAGCUUGCAGCUCCAGAAAUCAGUCUGACGCUCGACCGUAGUGAAGGUUCUCUUCUCUCUGAUGAGCUGGAUGAAAGUACAGAGCUUGACCUCGAUGACAUCGACACCCCCUCAGACAACAGCAAUGAGUUUGAAUGGGAAGACGACCUUCCUAAGCCGAAAACCACAGAACUACUACAGAAAGGCGUGGAGUCGGUCCAGGAGUACUCAGCCUUGGAGGAGAGGGAGGAGGGUCGACGCUGGAGGGUGUUUCGCAUCGGAGACCAGGAACAUAGGGUGGACAUGAAGGCCAUUGAACCUUACAAGCGGGUUAUCAGCCACGGAGGUUACUAUGGAGACGGUUUGAAUGCCAUAAUUGUGUUUGCUGUGUGCUUUAUGCCCGAGAGCAAUCAACCAAAUUACAGAUACAUCAUGGACAAUUUAUUCAAGUAUGUCAUCGGCACACUGGAGCUUUUGGUCGCUGAGAACUAUAUGAUUGUGUAUUUGAAUGGGGCGACCUCUCGGAAAAAGAUGCCAACUGUCGGCUGGCUCAGAAAGUGUUAUCAGCAGAUUGAUAGGAGGUUAAGGAAGAACUUGAAGUCUUUGAUAAUUGUCCAUCCUUCUUGGUUUAUUCGCACCCUGCUGGCACUCACAAAACCUUUCAUAAGCUCCAAAUUUAGUCAGAAAAUCAAGUAUGUGUACAGCUUGGCAGACCUCGCAGAGUUGGUUCCAAUGGAGUAUGUGUCCAUACCAGAUUGUAUCAAACAGUUUGACGACGAAAAAAAUAGGAAAAGCCGUAAAAGGAUCGACCAGGACAUGCACGGCAAAGUGGAGGUCGCAGCUGCUGCUGUUCCAGAGUGACCACCCCACCCCCAGCUCACAAUCAAAGACGUGGAGGAGGACGAUGAAGAAUGUUUAAAGAACCGCAGCCACUCUUUAUGUUCUGCACGACGUGACUGGAGACUUAGCUCUGUGUAUCAGGAAAGUGCCUUUUUGAAACUAUGCUGCCUGUUACAUUGUGGAACUUCUUUUUUGCUGUAUUUUCUGUGUCAAGCAGCUUGAUCUUCAGCAUUUUUUCCCACAUGCUGUCGGAAACAUUUUUAAUCCUUUUUAUUUACUGCUGGUAUAUCAUGUCAGACUUAGUUUAUUGGUGUUCCCUAGUUACUGUUGUAUCUACACGUUAUUUAAGGCACUCUUGUUACAAAGGGUUGAUGCAUGCUCUGCUUUAUUACAUUUAAAUAUAUAUUUAUAUUCAAAAGGUGACAAAGGAGAGAAAUUAAUAUAUUUUUAUGGUUGCUCUGAUUUUAAACUGCAUUUUAGGUCUCUGACCCACUGAGUGGCAUUUCAUAGAACAAGUUCUGAUGGCACCUUUUUCACUGUUCACUGCUGACGUUCUCUGUUAAAAUCCUGCCUGGGGAAAAUAAAGUUUCUUUUUUUUGCCCCUCACUUGAACGUGCCCCCUGACUUGUGGAGGAAGAACAUUUGUUGAGAGCUACAGUCUGAAGCUAAAAUGUAAGUCUUAAUGUAACAUUAUUUCCUCCAAGUCAAGUCAUGGGCUAAAAUAAUCCUGUUUAUUCUCAGCCAGCAAAUUUGGUUCUCUGAGCACACUUUGAGAGUUGAUUUGUUAAUCCUGGAUGAAGUUAUCUUGAAUUACACGAAACUCUUUAUUUUGACAUAAGAGCAAAGUUAGUGUAGAGUUAAGACCAUGAUCAGCAUUUAUAUGAUUGGUUGAUUGCAGCUACAUCAAGUAGGUGUGUUGGGUGGCGGUUGCCAGUGGACAUGAAAGAGAGUUUUAAGUGAUAAAAAUAAGCUCGCCAUUAAAAUUAAACCUUGCUGAAAUUUCUUAAAAAGCAGUUUUAAUGGACAGGGACAGUUUUCAAGAAAGUGCAGCCUGUAGCUAAUUGUUUUUUAGCAUCCAAAAUGGCAAAUUCUUAUUAUAAGUCAAAUUAAAUUCCCCAUAUUCUGGCUCCUUUUGGCUUUUAACAGUAAGAAUCCAGCUGAGAUUAAUUAUUUUUGAUCAUUACUGUAUCAAGCUAUAUUUUGUUGUAUAUUUUUAUCAUGCAUACCUAUGUGUACCUAUCAUGUAAGUAGGUGUUAUGAAAAUUUAAUUGUGGUAAUUGCACCAACAGAUCAUAAAGAUUUCUCAAUUCUC
Lates calcarifer (barramundi perch) is the source of this 3368-nucleotide messenger RNA. RefSeq names its product BCL2 interacting protein 2 (gene bnip2). The record is from RefSeq and is a predicted model, not a curated record. Gene Ontology annotation, cellular component: cytoplasm. Gene Ontology annotation, biological process: apoptotic process. Lineage: Eukaryota; Metazoa; Chordata; Actinopteri; Centropomidae. Bases 671 to 2077 code for a protein of 468 amino acids. The transcript is spliced from 11 exons.